Molecule: messenger RNA, 591 nt
Organism: Verticillium dahliae VdLs.17
Lineage: Eukaryota; Fungi; Ascomycota; Sordariomycetes; Glomerellales; Plectosphaerellaceae
Exons: 1
Coding region: 1-591 (196 amino acids)
Source: RefSeq, a predicted model, not a curated record
AUGUUCGCCAAGAACCUCGUUGUCGCGCUGGCGCUUGCCAGCUUCACGUCGGCCAUUCCCCUCGACGCUCGGGAUGACGACUGCCAGACAGCCUACAAAACCUGCAUCUCCGACGGCACCCCCGAGGUUGCGUGCUCGUGCGCCCUGACGGCCUGUGUGGGUGAAGACAACGCCCGCAACCGCGAGUACUGCGCCAUCGCCAUCGCGUCCCUCGAUCCGACGCCGACCUCCAUCCCCGGCGGCUGCAACCCGGCUCACCCUGGAUCCUGCCCCGAGGCCACGCCGACCCCUAUCCCGGGUGGCUGCAACCCCGCACACCCGGGCUCUUGCCCCGAACCCACGCCGACUGGCAUUCCCGGCGGUUGCAACCCUGCCCAACCGGGCUCCUGCCCUGAGCCUACCUCGACAGAAAUCCCCGGGGCCUGCAACCCGGCGGACCCCGGCUCCUGCCCUACGCAAACGCAAACAACCAUCACCCGGCAGCCGGCAGCCAACACCACCUUGCCGGGGCCUCCCAUCGGUACCAACGGUGCCGAGCGCAACGCAGUGGGCCUUGUGGCCGUUGCCGGACUUUUCGCUGCCCUUCUCUAG